AUGCUGUUCUUUCUCUUCAGCCCGAUUUCAAGUUAUCAAGUCAAGGAGGAUUCUCAGAUGUUAAGACUCUGGAAUCUUGCAGAUGGCAGAGCCCUUGUUUACCAGACAGUUUCCAGGAGAUGCAUUGAAGGUCCAUGCCCAAAGGACGCUCUCAAGCCAGACUAUUAUGCUUAUGUUUUUGAUGGCGCUAAGAAGUUACUAUUUGUUAGUACAUCUGGUAAACUCAAACUUCAGGAUGGAAGAAUUGCUUCUGUUGGAACUGACGGAUAUUUAAGAAUUAUUGACAGCAGUUCUAUUGCUUACACAGAAACACAUUAUGUAACCAAAUAUUAA
Molecule: messenger RNA, 333 nt
Organism: Trichomonas vaginalis G3
Lineage: Eukaryota; Parabasalia; Trichomonadida; Trichomonadidae
Exons: 1
Coding region: 1-333 (110 amino acids)
Source: RefSeq, a predicted model, not a curated record